Messenger RNA from Nasonia vitripennis (jewel wasp), 5121 nucleotides. Its product is annotated as adenomatous polyposis coli protein-related protein 1. The record is from RefSeq and is a predicted model, not a curated record. The coding region runs from base 207 to 1925 and encodes 572 amino acids. The transcript is spliced from 7 exons. Lineage: Eukaryota; Metazoa; Arthropoda; Insecta; Hymenoptera; Pteromalidae.
GAAUAUCGCGCUGCGCAAGCGGUCGACGACUCUUAUCUCGCGCGUCGCAUCUCCAAUUGAAGUAUCUGCGGAUAAGCUUCGCAGUGCCAACUCGGGUCUGCUGCACCAACCUCUCGAUCCAGCUCACACGUGCUUCGUCUUUAAAGGAAUCGAAGCGUCGCCGGGAAUUUCGCAAACGGAGGAAUCGCUGUGCUGAGGCGUCAGUCAUGUCGCGAAGCUCGGCACCUGUCCUCCCAACGGCGCGACUGCUGCUGUCGUUGCUGCUUAUCGACGCGUCCUCGGCGCAGACAGUGCUGGACAUCGGCUGCCGCGCGCAAAGCUGCGCUACGCUGGACGUGACUCUGCUGCAGGAGUACGUGACCGGGCUGCGGCAGCUGAACGACACGGAUCAACGGCCCCGGGACGAGCUUUCCGCCGACGAGCUUGGAUUGCUGCCUUUCGGUGCCCUCGACUCCGAUUGGGAGCGACUGAUGCUACUGCAGGACAGCCAGCCAGAAGGAACAGUGCUGCGCGACAACCUGCUGCGGCUUUCGAGGCUCGUGCUUGCGGCCUACUUUCAUAGCCAGGACCUCGGAGUUGCGGGCGAGAAGACUGACUCGAGCGCAGUCCCGGAAGCCGAAGAUCAACAGGCGAGUAACGCAACGCUGGGCUCAGCGGGCCAGAAUUCAGGAAGCGCCCGGAUUGACGCGAGCCCCAGCCAGAGCGACAGUGCCGCCUACAACAAUGGGGAGGAGGCGUCCGCGAGCUCCGAAAAGUUUGCAGGAAACGACGAGGAGGACCCGUCAGCGACGACGUCUUAUUACGCCGACUCAACCUCGGCAAAUUUCAAUCAGGCUUUUUCCACUCCCGCCAGCCUCGAUAACGAGGCGAGCGGAAGCAAGUCAAACGAAACUUCGCUCGCCGCCGCCGCAGCCGACAAUGAAGAUGAAUCGACGAGGGAAACUUGGCCCGAGUCUUUCUCCUACUCCUCGUCCCCGGCGCUAGAGCGAGUGUCGAGCAGCCCCGAGAGCAACGAGGCCGUCCACCCGCGCAGCGAGGAGGACUUCCUCCACUCGAGGUACGCGUCCAAAGAGGCCCGGCGCGAGGACGACGAGCUGGUGGCGAGAUUCUUCGCGGAGGAGCACGACGACAGCAACGGCUCCAUGGAGGACCUCCUUGCGCUGAUGGAGCUCGAGGAAGCCGAGCUGCUGGCGAACCAAUCGACCUCGGAGCCGCCGCCGCCGCUAACCAGCGCCGACGACAACGACUCCUUCGAGUUCAACGCGACCAGAAGCCUCGAGUCUCUGCUCGACGCUAUGGAGGGGCUGAACGAGAGCAGCAGCGCGAGCUCCGACGAUCCCGAGCUGACGAGUUCGCAGGAGCUGCUGGAGCUGAUCGACGGACUGAGCGCCGAGGAUAAUCCGACGACUCCAUUGCUCCAGAUGAUUUCCGGCAAACUUUCCGCGGAGACGGCGUCGUAUUCAAAUGAAGCCAGCACCACCGACUCCGGGGAGAAUGGAAGGACCGAUCGAUCCGAGGAGUACAGCGAUACCACGCUCCCGGGCUUAUCCCCCACGACGGACAAAGCCUCGAGCGAGAAUCACACGAGAGAGCUCGAGGAGACGCCUACGACGACUGUCGACGCUCUCCCAGCUGAUUGGGCCUCGACGUUGACGAUCGACGCCACGCCGGGCUCGUAUGGAGCGAAUUCCGAGCCCCGGCAGCCCGGAAAAAUCCUGGCGAUUUUCCGGCACAGCCAAGCAGCCGGCGCCAGCAGCAGCAACAGCAGCAGCAACAAAUUAACCUGGCCAACGGAGGUCGCGUCGAGCGAAGAGGAGUCGACCUCGCUUAAUCCCACGUCUUCGGAGAAAGGGAUGGAUCGGCAGCCCGAAAUUGCCGGGAUGAAUAAACGGAAGCGCGGCGGCGGUGGCGAACCGCUGCUAUAGAGACGUCGAGAGGCAAUAUCGAACUUCUCGAGCCGGGCAAACGCAAUUUGCCGAAAAAAGGCGCGCCUCGCUCUCUCUCUCUCUCUCUCUCUCUUUCUCUCUCACCGGAGCUAGCUUAUCCCCGCUGCAGCUCCGCACCGGGGGCUUUUUUAACUUUGCGCUCUCUCGACGUUCCCCGGCGAGUAAUUUAUUAUAACGUUUGAAAAAGUUCGGAUUAGAUCUCACUCUCCGGCGUGUACAUUCACGCGCGACGAGUCCCGAUCAAUUAUUACCUGUAUAUAUAGAAGAGAGUCAGCCUCAUACGUUGAACCAGUGCUAUUUCGGGUUAGAGACGAAAAUACGAGGCAAAUCGAACUCGUUUGCGUCCGCUGCUGCUCUCACACACCGAGGAAUGAAAAAAAUCCGAAAGACGCGAAGAAGACACGGCAAUCGCGUCGAGCGAGCGAAUUUCCAAAGCCUUUUCUACACUCGAAGCCAAUCCACGACAAAGCGCGCGUAAUAUUCGCGCGCGUAGCCGAUAAAUUUUGAAAAAACCCCAACGCCGACGACAAUAAUAAAUUCCGCGGAUCGAAAAGCGCGUCAAAAAAGCUGCGCGCGAGCGAGAGAGCGUUCGGAAAAAUUUAAUAAAAGGCAUAAAGCAAAGCGGCCGCUAUGGAAAAUCGCCCCGCAGCCGCGGGCAGGCCAAUAAAAUUUCGCGCCCAUUGCUCGGCGACGACGUUGAGACUCGUAUUCGCGCGCACUGCACGUCAGUCAAUGCACUGCAUACGUAUACGCGAAGACUGCGCGAGCGCGAGGGAAGUAGCUAUAUAUAAUACGUACAACACGUAUAGAGUCGUGGCGGCGCCGCUUUAUACUCUCUCCCUCUCUCUCUCUCUCUCUCUCUCUCUCUCUCUCUCUCUCUCUCAGGAUCGAGUAUAUUUUUAUGAUUUCGCAGACCAGAUGAGGAGGAGAGCCGAGAGAUCGCUAUAUACCGCAGCGAAGAGUGCAUAGGAGAGGAUCCCCGGCUCUCUUAUACGCUCUCUCACUCUCCCUUUUUAUUAUUACAUCGCGCGAUUCCCGUGGCAAAUAAUGAAUUCAUAACCAGUGUGCAGCAGCGCCGCCGCCGCGUGUCGAUUACUUUGCCGCGAGAAAGAGAGCGAGGGAGCCCGGACUUUACGACUGGCCGUAACCGGAUUUCCGGAUUAUUGAAUAUGCGAUGAGAGCAGCUCUCUCUCUCUCUAUAUAUAUAUAUAUAUAUAUAUAUAUAUCCCGCGGCGGCGCUGGUGGUGGGGGCGGCGAUCGAAUCAGUUUCGGAAUUCCCCGGCGCUGGCUCUUGAAAAUUCGGGCGACGCGGGAAUUUUUACGGCGGAAUGUGUGCCGCGGAGUUCGCUUCACGGCUCUCGGCUUGCCGCAAUGUCUAUUAUGUAUAAGAGACUCUAUCCUCUGCGUCGUCGUCGAGUCUUGUUCUUGUAUGUAUCGGAGUCGGCUCUUUUUGCUAUGUAGCCAAGGCCUCGCGUCUCGCCUUUUAUGGUUUAUGGUUCGCAGGUGACCAAAGACGCGUAUAGCAUAAAUGCGCUUUACGAGAAUCCGCCGCUAGUUUAUGAUGUCGUUUAUAGAAGCGACUUUAUUGUCCGCGCGGGGAUAAGGGUAAAUUGAGAACAGGGCAGAGUGAGAGAGAGAGAGAGAGAGAGAGAGAGAGGGGGGGGGGGGAGGAUGCAUGGCGAUCAGGAUAGACGAACGCAGCAGCUUCGCCGCGUUAUCAUUGUAUGAGAUUAUUGCGUCUGCGUUGAUUGCUUGGAAAAUUGACGCCGUUAGAAAUUUUACCUACCCUAUUCUCUCGGUCUCCUACUCCCGCGCUUUCAGGAAGGAUGAAUUUUUUACUGUCGUAAUGUUGUAUAGAAAAAUGUGAAGCGCGAGAACGCACGCGCGUGUAUGAUGUUUUGUUCUAAGUAUAAGUGUAUAAUGUUUAACUUCGUAUGUGUAAGCGAAAUAUUAAUAAUUUUACGCAGGCGGAAGGUGAAAAAGCUUGGAAACGGUUGUAUGGAAAGCAAACAGCAUCGGUAUAACACGUAAGCCAAUAACAUACGUUGAUUAUUUCGCGUAGUUAUCCGAUAGGCUUUUAUUUGAAAACGCGUCCGUGCAGUUAUUUUCAUAUACUCCGUUUCCAAGAUAAAUAUGUAUGCGAAAACGGUGAGAAACAAAAAUGUCGGGACACGACUUAUUUUUCAAAUUCCAUACAUAUGCACGUCCAAAACAAUGCAAACCCGCUUUCCAACGCGCAAAAAGUGCUUUCCUCGCAUAUGCGUCUGCACCGAAUGUACUACAUCGGAACACGACCGUCAGCGCUGCAGAGCUUACAUUGUAAAUGUAACAAAAUAAAGAACUACACUGUAAUUAUAAUACCAAAGGCUAUCGUAUAAUCGGCUUAUCGUUGAUUCGCAGCCACAGCCUUGAUUUGUAUACUGCACUGCUUCUGGAUUGAAAAAAAAAGCCGAGGCGGCUAAAGGCCGCGUUAUUAAUGAUGUCGGGCGGGGUGUAUCGCGGCCGCGUGCGCCGUGUAUUUCAUUCUGGUGGCGAAACCGCGCCUAUAUAUAUGUAUACAAUAUGGCGAAUCGAUAGCUGCAUGGGAGUCGGAUUCGAGCCGAGAGUCUGGCGGCACGUGUCGAUGGGUUAUCAUUUGAUUUCUUGAGAGGAGGGAUGGUAUUCAUUUAGCGAUCGUUUCGCCUUUUAUUUAUCACCUCGGUCGGGCUCGCACGCUACGUUGUCGGAAAUUACGAUCGGCUACAUAGCGAUUUCUCUUUUUUUGCCUUCCGCGGAGGUCCGAGCUUUCUCUCGUUGUAUAGUUUCUUUUUUAUAUUCGCUCAUUUAUAUUUAUAUGUUACAGUUAUGCAGCUGCUCGGUAAUACUUUAAUUUUAUUAUUUUUUUUUCAAAUGUGGGUAAAAUAAUCAAAUUUAUUCUGUCUGCUGACCCCGGUUUGAUUCCUAGACGCGGUUGGUGUACGAUUUGUAUUAUAGAUAGACAAAUAUCGAAAUAGUUGAUACAUUCGUGUCUUCAGGGGUCAAAACGGGGGUCUACAAUCGAACGAUAUAACGUGUACUACAGUAGUUUACAUGAUACAGAAUCCGUAAUCGAUCACAAACGCGAAUAGAAAAACAAAUAACAAUUUGUUAUGCGAGCGAUUUGUGAAAUAAAUAACACGUCAUCCGCGAUCUAAAA